AUGUUUACCAGAACAAAGAAAUGUAACAAAAUUAUGAUUCGCUUAAAUAAUUUCUUGUAUGUAUUUAAUUUACGACAAGGCACAAUUUUGAUUGCCGUCCAUCAAAUCGCGCUAUCGUCGUUUUUGCUUAUAAUAUUAUUAGUUGGAAUAUCUCAUCUUGGAGAAAUGUUACAAUUGCUUGACAAUGAUAUGAAAGAUGACGAAGAGAGACGAGGAUUUUAUGGCGUGGGAUAUGGCGACCAAGUCAUAUUUCACGAAAGUGAUGUAAUAAGUACAAAGAACCAUGCAAGAUUUGUAAAAGCGCAGCAUCUUGCAUCAGUAACCGUCGUUAUUUUGUAUACAAGUACAAUAUUAACGGCUAUUUACCUUAUGUGUUCAAUAUCUCUAUUAUACGGUGCCGUGAAAUAUAAGAGGGAGUACGUAUUACCUUGGAUAAUGGCAGCUUGCAUUGCAGUAGUGUUACUUAUUAACUUCAUCAUUGUGUUCGAUGGCUAUCCGUGCAUCAUAAAUCUAUUCGGCGGUCAUAAUAUUUAUCAUUUCGGUUGCACGCUAUUCGUCCUAACAUUUAUCUACGCAAUUUGCGCAGUCAGUAGUUUUGCACUCGAGACUGGCGGACGUUGUCAUGAAAGUAUCACCAACAACGACGAAAGAGGCGAGAGGUUGCUACUCUUGGAUCAUGCAGCUCAUUCCAGCUUACUCUCAGCGGCACAAUUAAACAAACUUUCGCAUGGCACUAGGACGCACUUUGUUUAA
Pieris macdunnoughi is the source of this 753-nucleotide messenger RNA. Lineage: Eukaryota; Metazoa; Arthropoda; Insecta; Lepidoptera; Pieridae. The record is from the annotation of a GenBank genome assembly.